Messenger RNA from Erpetoichthys calabaricus (reedfish), 2987 nucleotides. Its product is annotated as endosialin-like. Lineage: Eukaryota; Metazoa; Chordata; Cladistia; Polypteriformes; Polypteridae. Gene Ontology annotation, cellular component: extracellular matrix; external side of plasma membrane. The transcript has a single exon. Gene Ontology annotation, biological process: cell migration. The coding region runs from base 167 to 2530 and encodes 787 amino acids. Gene Ontology annotation, molecular function: extracellular matrix protein binding; extracellular matrix binding; calcium ion binding. The record is from RefSeq and is a predicted model, not a curated record.
CUUACUCACUCGCUUGCUCAAAGUCUGGAGACAAUCUGCAAAUUUUCUCAGCCAGUCUGAACUCUUUGCAGGAAAGAAAGAAAGAAAGAAAGAAAGAAAGAAAGAAAGAAAGAAAGAAAGAAAGAAAGAAAGAAAGAAAGAAAGAAAGAAAGAAAGAAAGAAAGAAAUGAAAACUCCAUUUCCAACUGUUUUCCUUUUGGCACUGCUUCUUUUUUCUUCACUUUCUUAUUUUUCUGUUUGUCAAGAACUCCAAGAGCAGGAUGCACUCUGUAGGAUUGAUGGAUGUUAUGCAGUUUAUUUUCAGCGCAAAACCUUUUUAGAUUCUUGGAGGAGCUGCAGGGAUCGUGGUGGUAAUCUGGCUACUAUUAAACGUCCAGAGGAAGCUUUAAUGAUUGAGGAAUUACUCUCAAACAGACCCCCUCGCAACGGAGCUAAGUUGAGAAUUUGGAUUGGGCUGCAACGACAACCAAGGCAGUGCUCUUCUACCCGACCGUUGCGGGGAUUCACCUGGGUCACUGGAGACCAAGACACUCAGUUUACAAACUGGCUGAGAGAUGAUUCACCGAGUACUUGCUCUGUACCAAGAUGUGUUGUUAUGACCCAUGGCUUUGCUGCCCAGUAUCAAAGGGAUAACUUCAAGUGGCUUGACGGUUCCUGCACUUUACCUGUGGAUGGAUAUCUGUGCAAGUAUAAUUACAAAGGCAUGUGUCGUCCAAUUGAAAGAGAAGGUGGAGAUGCAGUUUUAUAUUCCACUCCAUUUAACUUAUUUAGCACUCUUUUAACUCAUAUUCCCUUUGGCUCAGUAGCAACAGUUCCAUGUCCUGAAGGACUAAAGGGUGAUCAGUCUGUGCUUUGCAUGCAGAAAGAUGAUGGCACUAUUGGCUGGUCCAAGGAUGGACCCUUGUGUACUGAUCGUCCAAAACACUGGUGUGGACAGAAUAAUGGUGGGUGCCAACAUUUCUGUGUCAACUCAGACAACAGUUAUCACUGUGAAUGUUCGGAAGGCUAUGUCCUUGAUGAUGAUGCUCACCACUGCAGUCCAGAAGAUUUCUGCAGAGAUGGGCCCUGUGAGUUUGAGUGCAUUAGCACUAAAGAUGGCUAUCUUUGUGCUUGUCCUGAAGGAUACAUUCUGGCAGCUAAUGGGAGAGAUUGCACAGAUGUUGAUGAAUGUCUGGAAAAUCCGUGUACUCAGGUGUGUACCAAUGCCCCAGGGACCUUUCAUUGUCACUGCACUGAAGGUUAUGAGCUUCAGGAUGAUAAUCAGUGUCAUGACAUAGAUGAAUGUCAGGAAAACCCUUGUGAGCAUGCUUGUGAUAACAUUGAAGGAUCAUUCUCUUGCCUCUGUAAUCUCGGAUACAGCGUUUCUCCUGAAAAUCCUACUCGAUGUGUAGACACUGAUGAAUGUCAGAUUCCUGGCUUAUGCAUGCAAAUGUGUGUUAACUACCUUGGUGGCUUUGAGUGUCACUGUGAAGAAAAAUAUGAGCUUAAUGCAGAUGGAUUCAGCUGUGACCCUAUUUCGGAGGAAAGCUUGUCAACCAGUCCACCACAUGACUAUCCAAUGGUUACACCUAUCUUCUAUGAGGAAAAAGAAACCUCACUUGAAGAAUGGCUUUCCUCCAGUUCAGAAUCAACUGAUCAUUCAAUAAGCUUGGAAACUGAGGAGCCUCAUUUCGACUGGUUUCCCACAAGUCUACCUUGGCUCACCGAUGACCCUUCUUUUAAAUGGAUAACUACUACUUUUAAAGCAGACUGGUCCUUUCCAUUCCUUGGAUUUAAAUCCACUGAAACUGAAGAUGAUAAUUCUGACAACAUCCAACCAGCUACAAAUGCUACAUGGGGCCAUCAGCCAACAUCCGAGUCUUCAAAGGCUGAAAGACCAUUGUCUGAUCUCACACCGUUUUCAGUGUCAGAAUCUACAGCAAAUUCUGUUUCAACAACAGCCCACAUUUGGACCUGGCUUCAGUGGGCUACCACAACUGAAAAAAGCUUCAGGCAGUCUGACACUACAGAAACUGAGGUGACAAGUAUUGACCCGCUAAACGAUUCACAAAAAGCAAAUGAAGAAUCAAAAUUUAAUGAAGGCCCUAAAGAACACAGAGUUAAUCAUGUCACAGAUUCUCCAGAAUCCAGUAUAUUCACCUUGGAUCUGGACUCCUCUACAACCUUACCAUACCAAAGGCAUCAAGAAGGCCACCCUGGUGUGCCAGAAGACAACAAACCAUUAGAGGAAGGUCAGGCUCUUGGCAUUACCCCCCAUGGGAAUAUAUCUCUUUCUGGAAGCAUCACUCCACUUGGCAAAGCAGUUUACCCAACUAUUGGCAGUCGGCAGCAACGGGAUGACAGCUGGCUCCUUGUAGCUCUUUUGGUACCCUUAUCUAUUUUUGUAGUAGUUAUGCUGGCAUUGGGCAUUGUAUAUUGCACACGUUGUGCUGUUCGCUCUCGUAGCAAACGAGUGACAGAAUGUUACCGCUGGAUCACUAACUCUUCGGACAAAACGGGUUCCGGCAAAUCUAGUAAAAGCCGGGUUUAGGUUGGUGCUAAUUAACUGACUCAUCUGGUGGAGACUUGUAAAUAUCUUGUACUGUACUGCACCACUCCACACUGCUGGGCUGUUUCAGGUAUUGCAUUCACAGUUUUUCACCCUUCAACAUACUGGAGCCAGGCUGGUGUUGUUUUUAUCAAGUGUGUUAAGAAUUAGAACCAAGGUAAGAUAUCCACAGUGAACCAAGAUCUGGAAUUCUGUGUAGUUAUCCACAUGCUGAUUUAUUUGUUUUCAAUUUACUGUAUGGUUGUGGCCGUUGUUAAUUUUGAUUACUGAUUGUAAUUAUUUGUGUCAAUUUUUAGCUUGAUUUCAAUGAUCAAAGGUCACAAAUUGAAUCUGUUCUGUUUUAGUCAUUCCUAAAAAAUAAAUACAGUUUAUUGCCAUUUUUUGUUUAGGUUUGAAAUUCACACAGUUAAAAAAAUAAAGUCAGUGACUUAUUGAGAUA